Messenger RNA from Zerene cesonia (dogface butterfly), 3796 nucleotides. Its product is annotated as zinc finger SWIM domain-containing protein 8-like. The coding region runs from base 86 to 2629 and encodes 847 amino acids. Gene Ontology annotation, cellular component: Cul2-RING ubiquitin ligase complex. The transcript is spliced from 16 exons. The record is from RefSeq and is a predicted model, not a curated record. NCBI's taxonomy places the organism in Eukaryota, Metazoa, Arthropoda, Insecta, Lepidoptera, Pieridae.
CGGAAGCGGUUUGAGCGCGGCGGAGCAGCGUCGCGCGCGGCGCCGGCACGCGCCCUCGCCGCGCUUGUGUGCGGCCAGCCACCGCAUGUCGUGCCUCGCGUCCGCUACGCUGGCCAAGUGCGCGUUCUUAUGCACUGUCUUAGCCGAAUUCAGCGAACAUCACGAACUAGCCUUCCGAGUGGGUUUAUUCGCGUUGGAAAUGGCACGUCCACCAGCUAGUACCAAGGCUUUAGAGGUGAAGCUCAAUAACCAGGAGUCAGAGUUGGUCUCUUUGCUGAAGAAGUUGCCCACUGGCGCCGAACAGUUGGCGCUGGCAAGGGAGAAGGCGGAACAACUGAGGGAUGGUCAAUUACGAAGCCGGGGACCGGCGUUAUUACCCAUAUCGCUAGCAAGUUUCCUGUUCGAAGUGCUUGUUUUGUCUGCUGCUGAAAAUAAACAUCCCUCGAGGCUAAUGACCGACGAAGUGCUAGGCUUCGAAGCGGCGGUGGCGGCGCUGGGCCUGAAGGCGAACGUGUCGGAGGCGGAGCACCCGCUGCUGUGCGAGGGCACGCGGCGCCAGCGCGGCGACCUCGCGCUCACGCUGCUCGCCUUCUACAAGGACGAUCCCGUUAAACUGGCCAGGAUUAUGAAUAAGUUACUGGAUCGUGAUAUUCAUCAACUGACGAAAGGUCCGAUGGUCAGCAUGUACUACUCCAGCAAUCCACGGUUCAGUUCGCGCACUGAACAUCACUACCAUCAUCAGCCACCAAAUGUGCCUGUUGCUGUUCCAGUGUGCAGCCUCUCAGGAGACAUGGAGCGUCUCUCCAUGGGAGAGAGCAGUGGAUCUCCCCCCGCCGGGCCCCACUCAGUGCACUCGGCCCACUCGGCCCACUCGACACACUCGGCGCACUCGUCGCACCAGCCACACCACGCCACCUCGCACGCACCGCUUCCCAGACUGAAGGAUACGAGAUAUAAAGGGAAACGUCAGUACCCGUCAGUGCCUAACCAGCCGUCAGAAGCGUCAGCGCACUUCAUGUUCGAGUUAGCGAAGUCCGUGCUAUUCAAGGCGGGAGGCUCGUCUAGCACCAGUCUCUUCACGCAGACGUCUUGCGCUAGGGAACAUCAUGGACCUCAUAGGGGUUUGCACAUGGCGGCAUUUCAACUUGGAUUGUAUGCUCUCGGACUUCACAACUGCGUCAGUGCUAAUUGGCUGAGUCGUACUUACUCUUCACAUGUAAGCUGGAUUACAGGCCAAGCCAUGGAUAUUGGCGCGCCAGCAAUUCUAUUCUUAAUAGAUGCAUGGGAAGGACAUCUGACACCACCCGAAGCAGCUGGAAUAGCAGAUAAGGCGUCGUCCGGGCGCGACGUGCAGACGGUGCGCGCGGCGGCGGAGCUGGCGCUGUCGGUGCUGCCGCACGCGCACGCGCUCAACUACAACGAGAUCCAGCGCGCCGUGCUGCAGUGCAAGGAGCAGAGCGACGCCAUGCUCGAGCGCGCCUGCCUCACCGUCGAGGCGGCGGCUAAAGGUGGCGGCGUGUACCCCGAGGUGCUGUACACGGUGGCGCGCUACUGGCACGAGCUGUACCUGCGGCAGGCGAGCGAGGACGAGCCCGACGAGCAGUACCGCGCGCCGCCGCCGCUCGCCGUGCCGCUGCCCUACCCGCUCGCCUAUCCCUUCACGUACCACUACCCGCCGCACAUCUACCAGCUGCAGUUCGAGUGUCCGCAGUACGGCGGCGCGCCGGCGACGCACCCCGGGCCACAGUACGCGAUCCCCCAGUACUUCGUGCGCGGCAUCGUCCCGCCGCACGCCGCGCACGCGCCGCAGCACGCGCAGCUCGCGCCGCACGUGCCGCUCCCGCCGCACCCACCGCACCCACCACCGCAUCCGCCUCCGAUACCUGUCAAUGUGUCUCAUCCAGCGCCGAUACCGCCGCCGCUGCCCGCCGCCCACCCGGGUCACGCGGGGCACGCGGGCGUGGGCGUGGGCGUGGGCGUCGUGCCCGUGAGCGGCGUGGGCGGCAACAGCGUGGGCGCGCCGCUGGGCAGCGUGGCGCCGCUGCCGGGCGCCGGGCCGCCCGCCUUGCCGCAGGCUCAGCUCAGACGCCUGCUGGCGGCCUACCGCGUGGGCAUGCUGGCGCUCGAGACGCAAGCCAGAAGAGUGCACGACGAUCGGCCGCAGAAUAAGUUUGGCAGGAACCCGCCGUACGGCGAGCACGUGAAGUGGCUGCUGCGCAUAUCGAAGCGGCUGGGCGCGCAGUACCUGCACCAGUUCUGCGUGUGCGCGGUGAACUCGGUGGUGUCGCCGUUCGUGCUGUACGAGCUGUGCGUGGAGUCGGCGCACUGGCUGGCGCGCGGCGGCCCGCACCACCUCGUCAUGCAGCACCUGCGCGGCACGCUGGCGCCGCUCGUGCACAAGUGCCAGCAGAUGUAUAUUCAAUGUAUUCAUCAGAAACUCUACCAUUUGACGGCCAUGGAAUAUGAAGAAUUUGUAGGAAUCGUCCUUUCGGCCCGCACAGCGUUCCAGUUGACACCGGAAGGAAAUACACAGUUUAAGGAAUGGCUUGCCUCGUUGCGCAGGUCGAAGUCGUGCAAGAAGGACCUCUGGACGCAAUUGAACGCUGCGCUGCAGACGAACGGCAAAUGACGUCGGCAGCCGAUAGUUUGUGUGGCGCGGGGCUCGGCGCGCAAACUGUCUCACACGUGUCCGCGCCACCGCCGUGCGCACACGCAUACGCACACGCUCUGAACCUGCCGCUCUACUACUGGUGAGGCCCCGCCCCGCCCCGCCCCGCCCCGCCCCGCGCCCCAACCGCCUGCUGUACUUCGUGACGGUGUUUGUCAUGAGCCAAUGAUGGAUGUUCGAUCCCUUUUCAAUAGAGUAAGAUAUGAUUAGAAGUUAAGCGAGUCUCACGGUAGCUCCUUUAAAUUUAUUUAGGCGGUACUCAUUGCGUCCCUCCUGCUCGGGGUCGAAGUGGGACACUGGGUAUUUAACGAUCCGCUGAGUGACUGCGCCGGGGGAUCGUAUUGAGAUGAUUUGUUCUUCACGGCGAAUAAGAACGUUAUACAUCCGUUAUUGGCAUGAAAAGUAAUUAACGUUAUGAGGGCAAUUGCGGGGCGUACCGGCGUUUGUAUGCGUCAUACGCGGCUAUAUCGCGUGCGUGCUGCGUCCAUACGUGCCGCGCGCGUACUCAGCGCAUGUAUGCACGCACGCACGCACGCUAGCACGCAUGCACGCACGCAUGCAUGCUAUACACAAGUGCGGACUUUGCGUGUUUACACCUCGACCGCAAUUUGCGAUACUUACCUUACUGAAAUCUAAGCUUACGUUGAAUACGGCGAAUUUAACUUUACUGAGUCGUACUUACUUUCGAUUCGAGCGUAAUAUGAAUGUUAGGAGUUCGUAUGUUUUAUGUGAGCACUCAUUUGCUAAAAUAUGUGUGAAUUUGUCUUGCAAAUGUGAAUUUUAUCUGCAAUGAGAUAAGUUCCUGCGAUGUAGAUGGUCAUUCUGUCAUUGAGUGUUGGACGUUGCAAAAAAUUCAUGUAGUUGUGUGAAUUUGUGAUUAUAACAAUGUCUGCAGGAGCGUAUAUAAUUAAAGCGUUGUGAAUUUUCUCUUCCGUACUGACGUAUGUUUUCAAAGCGUUGAAAUUUCUAAAAUAUCAAUCCCCAAGCGUUUCCCUAUCUGACAUUUUUGUACAUAUAUAAGAAUUAUUCAUGAUGAACCGCAACUUCUACAUAUUGCCACUCUUAUGUGUAUUUAUGUAUUGAUCGAAAAGUAGAAGAGUAGGCGAAGUCAACAGCGAAGAAAAAGGU